UCGUAUUGCGUCUGUAAACGCACAUAUUAGAGCUAGGAAGCUAGCUAGCCACAGCUAACUGCAUCUUCUGCAGAACGAGCGUCAAAACGGCGAAUUAAAGGCGUGCUGUGCGGUGAAACUCGUCAAAUGUUUGCAGAUAAAAGCAUGUGCACGAGAGGAAAUGUCGAGCGAGUUGUUACAGCUUUACAGCUGCGAAAAAUAACCGCCGUGUCCUGCAGGUCCAGAGUGUCCAUUCACGGCUCCGGUGCUCUUCUGAUGUGGGUUGCUCUCAAAAUGCCCGAAAACAAGUCUCUGACAGGAGAAGCUGUCGCAGAUAUUCGUUAAUGAUGCUCUGUGUGCUCUUCGCGGAGACUGUUUUACCCCCAACAAACAUUAGCGGCGUCCCCGCCUACCUCAUCCUCAUUUUGUGGAUUUGAUUUGUUUAGCUCGAGAGUGUUACCGCGAACAGCGCAGCGACUCGCCGAAGUCGUGAAAUUUGUUGCGCGCGAGUCUGUAAAUCCUGAUAUUUGACUUUCCUUGGUGUUUUUUUCUGUCUGUGGGACAGUUUGAGGCGAUGCGCGCGCUUUUCUCUCGACUUGUCUCGCGCUUACAGACAGCGCACGAAAGUUCAGCUGCAGCUUUCAAAGAACGUGAAGAAUGCUGUAUAUCUAAAUAUACGUUUGUAUUGAACCUAGAUCGAUCGUUGACAUGGAUGAUGAAGAUGGCAGGUGCUUGCUAGAUGUAAUUUGUGACCCACAAGCACUCAAUGAUUUUCUUCAUGGAUCAGAAACACAACUGGACACUGAUGACCUUUUGGAUGGCUCAAGUGACCCGUCCAGCUCGUUCUUCUCCAGCACUGGGGGCCACGUUCCUGAGGUCCAGCCACAGGCUCAGCUGUCGACAAAUGAGCCAGGCCUUCCAAGAGUCAGCGUUGAUUUGGACUUCCUGGAAGAUGACAUCUUGGGGGGAUCGCCGGGAGGAGACAACGGAAGCAAUGGUGUUGGGGCAAAUCACGAGCCUUGUGACAUUUUGCAACAGAGCCUGGCAGAGGCUAACAUCACAGAACAGAGCCUUCAAGAGGCAGACGCUGAGCUUGACCUCAGUCAAUUUGGACUAACUGACCUUACGCAGGUGGUCCAACCCCUGCCUGAUGCUGGCCUGUCUGGGGUGGGCAUUGGAGGUGCAACUCAGAUUUUUCCAAACCAAGGCACCCCUACUGCACCCUCUAAUGCCACCCAAGACAUGCUCAGCUCAGUCCUGGCACAUCCAGGCCUGCAGCUUCAGCCCCAGGUCAUGAACAAAGCUAUCAGCGUCCAGCCAUUCGUGCAACAAGUCGGGCUUGGAAAUGUGACCCUUCAACCUAUUUCGAGCCUUCAGGCCUUACCAAAUGGCAGUCAGUCUGGACCAUUGGGCAUUGGACAAAUUCAAGUUGUGGGCCAACCCACUGUAAUGACUAUAAAUUCAUCUGGGCAGCAGAUCUUGGCGAAAACCAUGGGUGGCUACCAACUGCAUCAACCUGGGCCUGAGGCAGCAAGCGCUGGAACGCAGGCUGGGCUUGGAGGCUCUGUUUUGAGUUCAGGAGGUGGACUUUUAAUUCAAGGGGGCAAGGCUACUCUAGGGUCCCCUGCCUUAAAUGGGCCGGCUGUCUGCUUAAGCAACACAAAUACCAACAACAGCGCAACUACAAUGGCAACUGCUGGUGGCAUUGUGGGUUUUGGUAAUGCUUCUUUGGGUGCAGGAAUUGGAUCUCAAACCCAGCCUCAAGGACAAAUUAUGCAGAAUGUCAUAAUCCAGCGAACGCCAACGCCUAUACAGCCCAAACCUCCACAAGGGGGUGCCAUCCAACCCAAAGUCUUCAAGCAACAGCAACAGCUUCCUGCUCCACAUGCUUUGCCAAAUGAUACUAAUAAGGCUCUGGGGGUGCAGCAAAUCCCAGUAUCAGCUGGUCAGAAUGUAACGUUCCUCGGGAAGCCUGGCUCAAACGUAGUCUUGAGCACACAGGCCACGUCGCAGGGAACGCAGUUUUCUCAAGCGCUUUUUAAACAACAGGGCCCCCAAACGUCAGGAAAACCGCUCAGUGUUCACUUGUUAAACCAACAGGGCAGCAUUGUCAUUCCUUCGCAAACUGUCCUGCAGAGCCAAAACCACCAGUUCCUGUUACCGGGGCUUCAGGCAGGAGGUCAGAUCCUGACUCAACAUCCCGGGGGUCACAUCAUUACCAGUCAGGGGCCUGGAGGGCAGUUAAUCGCUAAUCAGAUCUUGACAGCAAAUCAGAACAUCAACCUGGGUCAGGUGUUGGCCUCACAGGGUCACCCUGGUGCCGCCCAUAUUCUCUCUGGACACAUCCACCUCCAGUCUGGUCAGAUGGGUCAGCCCACACUGUUCCAAAUGCCGGUGUCCUUGGCACAAACGCAGACACAAGCCCAUCCGGUAACGGGCCACGUACAAACGCUCAUCCAGGGCAUGCCGAUACAGAAUUCCCUGUCCGUGGAGAGCCUUAGCCCAGCAGUCAGUUUACAGACGUUGCAGCAGUCUGGUGGCAUUCCUAAUAACGGUAGCAGCGGAUCGACAGCCAUGGCACCAUGCCAGACAGGAGAGGGUAUCACGGUAUUGGGUGGUUCUGCGGACCCUGCUGCUCAACCAGCACAGACCCAACCGCAACCCUCAAUUCUCACGGUUCAGACGACUCCAUCAGUUUCAGUAGCAGCUUCGGUUCCUUCCUCUUCAUCUCCAUCCCCAACUAUGGCCACAUCCACGUCCUCAAUGGUGGGUUUGGGUCCUCAGGCCCAGCACAGCCCAGGAAAGGUGUUGUUCACAUCACCUGGUUCCAGCAUGAUCCUUAGUCAGGAGUCUCUUCAGAUGUUCCUGCAGCAGGACCAACAGCAGCAAGCAGGAAAAGACCCACCUGCCGCUGUGGGUGUACCUGCAUCUGUUAUCGUCAGCGGCAGCAGUUCUGGUCACGCCCCUUCAGGCCCUGACAACUUGUUAGCUGAGACUCGGCAGAGGCAGAGUCCCAGCCCCUCCCUUGGCCCCGCCCACAUGGCAACAGUGGUUAACAAGGUUCCGUCGGCAGCACAUUCACAGUCUAUAAAGAUCCAAAGCGCCUCCCCAUCUCAACAUGUGGUCACCCCUGCACCAACACCCACCCUGACUGACAGUCCUCAACCUGCCCAAGCUUCUCCCAUAACCAUCGGGCAGCAGAUCCAGUCUCCUCACCAGCACCAGCAGUCUCGGCCUCCAUCACAGCCACAGCCUCAGUCUCAGGCACAGACUCCCUCGCGCUCCUGCACGCCUUCCUCUCUGCCCCUCUUUAUCAUACACAAUCAGAUCGGAGGUUCUCCACAGCCACCACAGCAAGCUCCUCCACCUCAACAGCAGCAGCAGCAGCCUCAGCAAGUACAAGUGCAGCUCCAGCCUCAAGUUCUUCCUCAGACUCUGCCUCAGCCUACUCCCCUGCAGACAGACAUACCUCCUUCCUCCUGUUCCCCGAAGCCUCCGCAGCCACUUCCCGCACCGUUCCAGUUCCAGCCUGCUGUGAGCUCACCUCCAGCUGCAGUGGUGAAACAGCAGGUGACAGUGGUGCCGGGGCUGACUGCGGAACAGCAGCAUCACCUUCAGCUGGUCAGUGCGCAGCUGCAGACCAUGUCAUCCAUCACACAGCCCUCUCCUCAGCAAAAGCAGCUUUUGGAAAAACUUCACCAGGUCCAGCAAAACAUUCUUCUCCAGGCUAAGCAGCAAGCUCAGGCACAAGCCCAAGCCCAAGCCCAGGCCUCUCAGCAACAGGCUACAAACCAAUUCAACAAAAUGCCAGAUCAGCAUUCAGUCCAAGCUGCAACUUCAACGCCGGGUGGCACCAUUCAAGCGCCAGUCCAGUCCCUUCUGCAGCAGAAGUCUGUGCUAGUCAAGUCCUCUACUACAGGUGCAAAUGACACUCAAGUGUUUUCUGCUGGGGCUACAGUGAACCAGGGAAUCACAACUCCAAACCUUGCGCAGGCUGUUCAGGCAAAGCCAGGAGUCAUAAGUUCAGUUGGUGGUCUGACUCUGAGUAAAGCAGGUUUGCAGAUACAGGUUUUAGGCACUACACUCUCUCAAAUGCCCGCACCUCCACCACCUGCUCUUCAAACACAGACUUCCACAUUAAAAAGGCCUUUUAGUAUGGAACCAAGCAAAGAAGCUAGGAUGCUGGAACAGCUGCGAAAACAGCAAGGCUCGGUUCUCCAUCCUGACUACAGCUCUCCUUUCCACUCACUUGAGGAUACACUUCAUCGACUGCUGCCGUACCACCUUUACCAAGGCAUGGCUUCAUCCCCGGAAGACUACCGCAAAGUGGAUGAUGAAUUUGAGAAUGUCUCAUGCCAUCUCUUGAAGCGCACGCAAGCAAUGGUGGAUAAAUAUCGUCACUUGCUUUUUGAGGAAUCAAAGCAGAGGCUGGGUCCCUCUGCAGAGAUGGUUAUGAUUGACCGGAUGUUCAUUCAGGAGGAGAAGGUUGCUCUUAGUCAGGACAGGGUUCUGGCCAAGGAGAAACCAGAAGAAUUUGUGGCCAAUUCCUGUUUGCUGGACAGCAGUGCUGUGAGACCUGUACAGGUCGAGUUGAGUUCUGUACGAACCGCAUCAUCAGCAGCAGCAGGUACAGGUCAACCUGUGGCAGCCGCACCUGCUGCAGCUGUUGCCCCUGCUCCAACCCCAACCCCUGCACCUAUUCCAGCUGCUGCCCCGACUCCUGCUUCUACCCCUGCCCUCUUCCCUCCUACCAAGCUGGUGAUCAAGCAAGGUGGAGGGGGAGCAUCGGUAUCCUGGUCCACCAGCUCCACCCCUACACUUGCUCCCGUGGUCCGGCCAUCGGCAGAGCCAGUCACGCCAAGUGCCUCCUUCAGCCGCACUCCGUCCUCCCGCCCCGCUGAUGAUGACGAUGAUGUUGCGCUUCCCCAACGGACCAGCAAACCACCCAUCAAGACCUAUGAGGCACGCCAGCGUAUAGGUUUGAAGCUGAAGAUCAAACAGGAGGCGGGAUUUAGUAAGGUGGUUCACAACACUGCUUUAGAUCCGGUCCACUCCCAAUCCCAACUCACUCCACAACCGCCGCCCCCUGAGCAGCCGCAGAAAGUCAAGCCCACCCAUGUAACCUCACCCAUCACAGUCAUUAGAACUCCUCCCCCAACUUCUUACACCACCCCAUCUUGCACUGUCACUACGGUAACCACACACACAGGCUCCACCUCCAGUAGCGCAACUUCGAGUGGACCUUCGCCCUCAUUUUCCUCCUCUUGGUCUUCAUCGUCCGCUUCCACGUCUACGGCUCAGAUGAAUGGCACUCUGGAACACCACGAGGUAGGCGGAGUUAAACGGAACCCAGUGUCCACCACGACUCCUCCACUAACCACUUGCCGGCUACCGCUUCGAAAGACCUACCGUGAAAACAUCAGUCCACGUCGCAGGCCAGGAGUACCAGGAGGAGGUGGAGACAUGUUGCCCAUUGUACCAGCAGGACCCCCUAUUACUUCUUCCCCCCAACCACAAGGUUCCUCCCCUCAACCUGAACGGACUGUGAUAGCCAGUGUGAAACUAGAGAGGCAGGGUGGACAUGGGCAGUCUCACUCCCAUGCAGAGUCACAGAGCCUCGCAGCAGUAGAGGAUGUCCUCUACCGUGGCAUCAAAAAUGCGUACCAACAUCACCGAGAUUUCUCAGAUAAAGAGGCUGAGGACAAGGCGGAGGAAGGUGGUGGUUUGGGGCGGUUGAAGGGCAUAGGGAGCAAAAACCGAGAGGGAGGAAGGGGUACCUUCAGGAUGGAUCAGCAUGCCCCUGGCCCACCUUCUCCUGGAGAGUCUUCCUGCACAAGAGACUCCACACUUCCUAACGCUCCAAGCAAGACCCACCCUCCAGAUAUGGACAAUGCAAGUUUCUCCAGCGGCAGCCCGCCGCCUGAUGACUCAUUGAAUGAGCACCUGCAGUGUGCCAUAGACAGUAUACUGAACCUCCAACAGGGCCAUGGACAUGGAGGCUCAGGGAAAGGGGCAUUAGGGAGGGUUCAUGGGGAAAGCCUGCCUAAUCAGCACCAAACCCAUCCUUCCUACAGACAGUCCAUGCCUCCCCUCUCCACGCCACCAUCGUCCGCCCCCAUUUCCCAGCAUCCACAGGUAGGGGGCAGAGGACAAAAUGGGAAUUUGGUUUCACAGACGCACAGUAGAUAACAACCCUUUAGCCGGUGUUGACUGAAAGACUGAAAAGCAGGAUGUCAAUGGAUAGGGGAAGCAAACGGAGACACUUUUCCCAUGAUCAGCUGUGUUUGCUUUGUUUGUCCGUGGUUUGUGCUGAUGAAAUGUGUUCUUUUGGUUUACAUAUGGCCCUUUAAGUGUACUUUCUAGAGUAUAAAAAGUGCACUUUGAUAUGAUUUUCAAAACUUUUCCCUGUUUUCUCCUGGGUUCGAAUCUGGGACGGUUCCUAUGUCAGUUUCCCAAUUUAAGAUUUCUCUCAACUUGUGAGAGACAAAAAUAUAUGACCAUUCAUUUAAUAAAUAAUGUUUGUAAUUACUGUGACGUAUGCGGAUUGCAGGAACUUUUUAAGUGAUAUCAUGAAAACUGUCAUAUCAAGUAGUAGUUAAUUUGGUUAUUUUGGAGAAUUUAUUUUGAAGAGACUAAUGGACCACUUCUCCCUUUGUUUAGAAUGGUCUCGCUUUACAAUAGAAUUAUGUUUUUGGGAACUGGUGAUCACUGUGUAGUGGCUCAUUAAUGCAUAGUAGUAUAGUGCUGUCUCCCCCAAAACAAGAAAUCCCUGGUUUUGGUUGUCCAGCUACAGGAAUUAACAAUAAGGCAUUCACAAACAGAAAAGUCACCAGAACUGUAGAAAAUCUCUUGACCUUUAAAGCAUUCCAGCAUCAAGAGCACAUUACAAAUCAAAAAUACACAGCACAGCAAAUGUGGUCACCCUUUUAAUUAAAAAAAUAUGAUUUUCCUGGGAAGAAUAUUA
Messenger RNA from Cyprinus carpio (common carp), 6943 nucleotides. Its product is annotated as BRD4-interacting chromatin-remodeling complex-associated protein-like. The transcript is spliced from 15 exons. NCBI's taxonomy places the organism in Eukaryota, Metazoa, Chordata, Actinopteri, Cypriniformes, Cyprinidae. Gene Ontology annotation, biological process: positive regulation of DNA-templated transcription. The record is from RefSeq and is a predicted model, not a curated record. Bases 688 to 6168 code for a protein of 1826 amino acids. Gene Ontology annotation, cellular component: SWI/SNF complex.